Molecule: messenger RNA, 2493 nt
Organism: Nipponia nippon (crested ibis)
Lineage: Eukaryota; Metazoa; Chordata; Aves; Pelecaniformes; Threskiornithidae
Source: RefSeq, a predicted model, not a curated record
AUGACCUCUCCUGUGGACCCCAAGAUUAAACAGGCUUUGCGAAAGAAACCAGCAGAAAGGACUCCGGAGGACUUAAAUGCUAUCUAUUCUUUCCUUCAUGGACUGGACAUACUCUCACAUUUCAGGGAGCAUCAGCUAAGAAUAAUGUCAUCAAGUGCCCGCUAUGAGAGGUACAAGGGCAACCAAGUUCUCUUUUGCUCAGAAACUAUUGCAAGAUGCUGGUAUAUACUACUUUCUGGAUCUGUGCUCAUGAAGGAUUCCAUGUUUUUACCACCUUGCAGUUUUGGCAAGCAGUCUGGAGGAAAACGAGGAUGCGAAUGCAUCAUAUUGGAGCCUUCAGAAAUGAUUGUGGUGGAGAACUCCAAAGACAAUGAGGAAAACAUCUUGCAAAGAGAAAUCCCACUCAGGCAGUCCCGUCGGAGGUUUAGGAAGAUCAACCAGAGGGGCGAGCGUCAGACCAUCACUGACAACGUGGAUUCCAGCAGUUACCUGUCGCUUCCAGCUGAUCUUACCAAGAUGCAUCUUACCGACAAUCCUCAUCCUCAGGUGACUCACGUCCCUUCAAGCCAGUCGGGAUGUAGCAUUGCCAGUGAUUCUGGGAGCAGCAGCCUAUCUGAUAUUUAUCAGGCUACAGAAAGCGAGAUGGGAGACGUUGAUUUAACAGGUCUUCCAGAAGCGCCUGUAGACUCUGAAGAUGAAGAAGAAGAGGAGGAUGAAGAUAUUGACAGAACUUCAGAUCCACUUCUAGGGCGGGAUGUUGUACGAGAGUGCCUUGAGAAAGAGCCUGCAGAUAAAACUGAUGAUGAUAUUGAGCAAUUAUUGGAAUUUAUGCAUCAACUCCCUGCCUUUGCAAACAUGACUAUGUCUGUGAGAAGAGAACUUUGCUCAGUGAUGAUAUUUGAAGUAGUAGAGCAAGCAGGAGCCAUCAUACUUGAAGACGGCCAAGAACUUGAUUCUUGGUAUGUUAUUUUAAAUGGCACGGUGGAAAUCAGCUAUCCUGAUGGGAAGAGUGAGAGUCUCUGUAUGGGAAAUAGUUUCGGGAUUACUCCCUCUCUGGACAAACAGUACAUGAAUGGGGUGGUCAGAACCAAAGUAGAUGAUUGUCAGUUUGUGUGUAUAGCCCAGCAAGACUACUGGAGGAUUCUGAACCAUGUGGAAAAAAACACUCAUAAAGUGGAGGAGGAAGGAGAAAUUGUUAUGGUAAAGGAGCACAGGGAGCUGGAUCGCAGUGGAACCAGGAAAGGACACAUAGUUAUCAAGGCAACACCCGAGCGACUCAUCAUGCACUUAAUAGAAGAACAUUCUAUUGUGGAUCCAACCUACAUCGAAGAUUUCCUUUUAACGUACAGAACGUUUCUAACAAGCCCCCUGGAAGUUGGAAAUAAACUCUUGGAAUGGUUCACAGUGGACAGCCUCAGGGAUAAGGUUACCAGAGUGGUCUUACUGUGGGUGAACAAUCAUUUUAAUGACUUUGAAGGAGAUCCUGCUAUGACUCGAUUUCUGGAAGAAUUUGAAAAGAACUUGGAAGAUACGAAAAUGAAAGGACAUCUCAGAUUGCUGAAUAUUGCCUGUGCUGCCAAAGCAAAAUGGAGACAAAUUACCCUGCAAAAACCUUCUAGAGAUUCGCCACUGUUUUUCAGCCUCCUUGGAGGAAGCGACAAGGGUUUUGGUAUUUUUGUAGAGACUGUGGAAAUGGGCAGUAAAGCAGCAGAAGCUGGACUCAAGCGUGGUGAUCAGAUAAUGGAAGUAAAUGGACAGAAUUUUGAGAACAUUACCUUUGUAAAAGCUCUGGAAAUCUUAAGGAACAACACUCAUCUCUCCAUAACUGUAAAAACAAACAUUUUUGUGUUUAAGGAGCUGCUCUGCAGGAUAGGACAAGAGAAGAAUGGAAUUCCACAUAUUCCAAAAAUUGCAGAAAAGAAAAACAACCGUUAUUCCAUCCCCGAUAUGCCUGGAGAUGUGGAACAGAUGUUUCCCCGUGAAAAAGGAAACAAGAAAAUGAAAGCAAACACUGUAUCUGGUGGGAGAAAUAGAAUCAGGAAAAUUUUGGACAAGACACGAUUCAGCAUCUUGCCUCCAAAACUGUUCAGUGAUGGUAGCGUGAGCCAGUCGCAGGACGACAGCAUUGUUGGGACUCGGCAGUGCAGACACAGCUUGGCCAUCAUGCCUAUUCCAGGAACGCUCUCAUCCAGUAGCCCUGACCUGUUGCAGCCUACAACUAGCAUUCUGGAUUUCUCUAAUCCUUCAGAUAUUCCGGAUCAAGUAAUAAGGGUUUUCAAAGCAGAUCAGCAGAGUUGUUACAUCAUCAUCAGCAAAGACACUACCGCAAAAGAGGUUGUGAGUCACGCCGUCCACGAAUUCAACUUGACGGGAGCCCCGGAGACAUACUCGCUCUGCGAAGUGUCUGUCAGCCCCGAGGGAGUCAUCAAACAACGGAGACUCCCAGAUCAGUUCUCAAAAUUGGCCGACAGGAUUCAACUCAAUGGACGGUAA